This is a messenger RNA of Toxotes jaculatrix (banded archerfish), 1969 nucleotides long. It is a transcript of the gene serpinf1, whose product is annotated as serpin peptidase inhibitor, clade F (alpha-2 antiplasmin, pigment epithelium derived factor), member 1. Lineage: Eukaryota; Metazoa; Chordata; Actinopteri; Toxotidae. Gene Ontology annotation, molecular function: serine-type endopeptidase inhibitor activity. Gene Ontology annotation, biological process: negative regulation of angiogenesis; negative regulation of endopeptidase activity. The record is from RefSeq and is a predicted model, not a curated record. The coding region runs from base 274 to 1485 and encodes 403 amino acids. The transcript is spliced from 8 exons.
GAGGUUCGGUGCUGGUCCAUUACACCUGCAGCAUUUCUGGUGUGUUUGUUAGACCGCACGGAGCCUCUGAGCUCUGAUCUUCUGUCUUUGCCUGUAAAGUUUGAUUCAUUUGAAUUCAGCAGGAUUCUGCGCGCCCCCGGCGCUCUGCUGGCAGCAUCUGGACGCGCGCCGCCGUGGGCGCAGAGCCAGUAGGCGUCGUCGGGGCGAAGUCCCGUCUCAUCUGCAGCUGGAAAGACCGAGAACGACGUGGAGCGUCCGGGAGAAGAGGAGAGGAUGAAGCGAACAACCUUCCUGCUGGUGUUUGGAGUCGUUCUGAGCUUCUGUCAGGCUCAGUCAGAAGGCGAGGAGACGGGUGGGGAGGAGGAACAUGUGGAGCUCUUCACCACUUCAACGACUAAGAUGGGUGCUGCCACCUCGGACUUCGGCUACAACCUGUUCCGUGCUCUGUCGAGCCGUGAAGCCGCAGCCAACGUCUUCCUGGCCCCCAUCAGUGUGUCUGCGGCGCUGACACAGCUGGCCAUGGGAGGGUCUGAACGUGCUGAAAAGCAGCUGUUCAGGGCUCUGAGGUACCACACCCUGCAGGAUCCUCAGCUCCACACCACCCUGAAAGACCUGCUGGCCUCGGUCCGGACACCUGGAAAAGGCCUGAGCAUCGCCGCUCGCAUCUACCUGGCCCGACGACUUCGUCUGAAGCAGGACUUCUUCGCCCUCGUGGAGCAGCAGUACGGAGUUCGUCCUAAGGCCCUGCUGGGAGGAGCUAAAGAUGUGAAAGAAAUCAACGACUGGGUGACUCAGGAGACGGGCGGGAAGGUGCAGCGCUUCCUGACCAAACCCCUCCCACGAAACUCUGGAGUGAACACUGUGAGCGCCGCCUACUUUAAAGGGAAGUGGGUGACUCGGUUCAGUCAGGGUGGACUAAUGGAGAACUUCCAGGUGGAUGGCGGGGCACCUGUCCGCAUUCCCAUGAUGCAACAGGAUAACUACCCUGUGAAGAUGGGAGCUGACUCAGAUUUGAGCUGCACGAUCGCUCAGAUCCAGAUGCAAGACGAUGUCAGCAUGUUUAUCUUCCUGCCAGAUGAAGUGACCUCCAACAUGACCCUGCUGGAGGAGAGCCUGACUGCCGAGUUCGUCCAGGACCUCUCCAUGACGCUCCUCCCUGCCCAGGUGUCCCUCACCCUGCCCACCCUGAGGCUCAGCUACUCCACAGACCUGCUGCCACUGCUCGGCGACCUGGGUCUCACUGAGUGGCUAGAGAACCCAGAGCUGGAGAAGAUCUCAGCUCAGACCGCCAAACUCAGCAGCGUCAAUCACAAGGUAGUCAUGGAGACGGCACCUGAGGGGAACCAGUACCCCAGUGCCACCUUGACGUCCAGCCACCUGACGUACCGAGUGGACCGCCCCUUCCUCUACCUGAUUCGGGAUGAAGCGUCGGGGGCGCUGCUCUUCAUCGGCAGGGUGGUCAACCCCAGGGACCUGACAAUAUAACACACACACAAAUUACUUAACCCCUUAUUCCAACCGUAACCUAAACCUGAUUCUAACCUGAACCCGAAAACCUGGUGCAAACCCUCAAACAGCCCUGAAGCUGUGAGGACCAGACAACAUGUCCUCACUCUAUAAGGUGUGUAACUCAAAUUGGUCCUCACAAAGAUAGAAGUACAAGGACACAGACAGACACCCCCCUCCACACACACACACACACACACACACACACACACACACACACACCCUUAGCAGGUCCUAGGAAGGAUUUCAGGUAUUUGCUUUGCGUUUGUUGUGGCAGACGUUGAUCUUUGAUUUGAUUUUACAUGAUUUUUUAACUUUUCAUGUUGAAACACGUGUGAUCACGUUAAUCCGACAGGACACUCAAACACACUGAUGAUACGCUGAGCUCACCAAAGGACUGUUUUUUAAGAAAUCAAAUAUUGUCAUUUGUGUUGAAAGAAAUAAACACGACAAUGAAACCAAA